This is a messenger RNA of Ixodes scapularis (black-legged tick), 3875 nucleotides long. Its product is annotated as gelsolin, cytoplasmic. The transcript has 19 exons. Gene Ontology annotation, biological process: barbed-end actin filament capping; actin polymerization or depolymerization; actin filament severing. Lineage: Eukaryota; Metazoa; Arthropoda; Arachnida; Ixodida; Ixodidae. Gene Ontology annotation, molecular function: phosphatidylinositol-4,5-bisphosphate binding; actin filament binding. Gene Ontology annotation, cellular component: cytoplasm; actin cytoskeleton. The record is from RefSeq and is a predicted model, not a curated record. Bases 269 to 2479 code for a protein of 736 amino acids.
ACCUCUACUUAUCGUUGCCAGGCAACGCGGCGGCGCCCCGAGCCCGUCCCACUUUGGCCGCUUCGGCUGCUUCGGGGAUCGUCGGCGAAGUAAAACCAGUUGUGCCGUUUUCCUCUUCACAACACGCGACGACGUCGCCGAGUGAACAAGCCCCCUUCGCCUCGCAACUUCGCGUGUGUUCACUUCUUCCUGGACAGAAGCCGGUGUCCCGCUUGCCUUUGCUCUUGAGCUUCCUCGCGACUGUGGUAAACAAGUGAAGGAUCGCAAGAUGGUUCUCGUCACGGACCCGGCGUUCGAAGGAGCGGGACAGGAGCCUGGGCUCACCAUCUGGAGAAUCGAGAAGCUAACGGUGAAGCCGGUGGACCCCAAGAUGUACGGCAGCUUCUACUCGGGCGAUUCCUACAUCGUUCUCCACACGAAGAAGGCACGAAGUGGUCGCCUGGAAUGGAACAUUCACUUCUGGCUUGGACGGGACACCAGCAUGGACGAGUACACGGUGGCCGCCAUCAAGAGCGUGGAACUUGACGACUCCCUGGGCGGAAGUCCAGUCCAGCACCGAGAAGUCCAGGACCACGAGUCCGACAUGUUCCUCUCACUUUUCAAGACGGGAGUCAAGUACCUGGACGGCGGCAUUGAGUCCGGUCUGCACGAGCUGGACAAGUCGGUCCACAAGCGUCUCUUCCACCUCAAGGGCAAGCGGAACGUGCGCGUGCGGCAGGUGCCCCUGGCCGCGUCGUCCAUGAACCACGGCGACUGCUUCGUGCUCGACGCCCGGGACCGGGUCUACGUGUACGUGGGACACCGCAGCGGGCGCCUGGAGAGGGUCAAGGGCAUCCAGGUGGCCAACGGGCUGCGCGACGACGUGCACGGCGGCCGCAGCAAGAUCUGCAUCAUCGACGAGAGCAGCUGCGAAGCGGAGGUGAAUGCAUUCUUCGAGGAACUCGGGGCCGGGUCUCCGGCAGACGUCAAAGACGCCGAAGAAGGCGGCGAUGACGUGGAACACGAGCGCUCCGCUGACACGGAGGUGUCUCUUCACAGGAUCUCUGACGCUGAUGGCGAACUCAAAGUGGAGAGGGUUGGAGAGAAGCCCCUGUCACAUACUCUCCUGGACCCCAACGACUGCUUCCUUCUGGACGGCGGUGUCUCGGGUCUUUUCGUCUGGGUGGGCAAAGGAGCAAGUCCCAAGGAACGCAAGGAGUCAAUGAUGCUCGCUCAGAAAUACCUGAAGUACCGCGGCUACCCGGACUGGAGCCAGGUGAGCAGAGUGAUCGGCGGUGCCGAACCACCCCUCUUCAAGCAGUACUUCGCCACCUGGAAGGAACCGGAGCUGUCCAACAUGUUCGGCAGGAAGGGAGCUCUCAACAGGAUCGCAGAAAUGGACAAGACAUUCAGGGUGAGCGACCUCCAUCGGGAGAAGCGUCGCCUUCUGGAGAAGAACCUCGGCCGAUCUAUCGGCUUCAUGCCCGACGACGGCUCCGGAAAGCUCGAGAUCUUCCGCAUCGAGAACUUCGAGUUAGCUCCGGUUGACCCCGCCAUCUAUGGCUUCUUCUUCGGCGGAGACAGCUACAUCGUCAAGUACACGUACAAGAAGGGCUACAGCGACCGUUACGUCAUCUAUUUCUGGCAGGGAAACGAAAGCAGUCAAGACGAGAAGGCUGCAUCCGCCAUCUGGGCUGUCAAGCUGGACAACGACUUGAACGGGCACGCCGUCCAGGUGCGCGUGGUGCAAGGCCACGAGCCCGAGCACUUCCUGCGCAUGUUCAAGGGCCGGAUGAUCAUCUUCAGCGGCGGACACGCCAGCGGCUUCAAGAACCUUCGGGACCACGACACAUACGACGUGGACGGGACGCGCAUGUUCCACGUCAUGGGAACCUCGGACGUCGACGUCCGCGCCGUGCAGGUCGAUGAGGUCGCGGCGUCCCUCAAUUCAGAAGAUGUCUUCGUACUGGAGACACCGAAAUCAACGUUCCUCUGGCUCGGUGAAUUCGCAGAUCCUUCCGAAGUUGCCAUGGGUCACAACGUUGCCAAGCUUGUGUCACCUGAUAGGCAAGCCAAGGAAAUCAAGGAAGGCCAAGAGCCCGACGAGUUCUGGAAGGCCAUCGGCGGUAAGGGCGAGUACAAGAAGGGUCACGUGGAAGAGCACAACCCGCUCCUGGACGCCCGACUCUUCAAGUGCUCCACCGCCACGGGACGACUCGUCGUCCGCGAAAUCUGCAACUUCUCUCAAGAGGACUUGGAUCAGGACGACGUCAUGAUGCUGGACAGUGGGGACGAAAUCUACAUCUGGAUUGGCAAGGGAUCGACCGAAGAGGAGAGAACCAAAUCCCUCGAAGUUGCCAUGGAGUACGUAAAAACGGACCCGACUCAGAGGGACUUGGACAACACUUCAAUCAUCACCGUGAACCAGAACCAAGAACCCGACGCGUUCACGGCACUCUUCGACAAGUGGGACGCCGACCUGUGGAAGAAGGGUCGGUAAGACCGGCUUGCUACGGCCGCUCCCAUCAUUGAUCUUUGCUGACAUGAUCUGAACGUACGUUGGAAUUUCCCUAAUUUCGCAUUUUGGGCUGCACUUCCUAUUUUUUUUUGUGUGUUUUAUUCACGCGCCGAUUUGUUAACGUACUAAGUUACAACAUGUGGUGAUUAUAUUUAACAUGCCAAUUAAAACGAUUUUUACCUUGAAAUUAUCUGGCGAGAUGACGAAGUGGUAGUGUUUCAGUUCGAUCGACGAUGGUUCUUGUCGAGUCACCUUUCAUUGUCAGCUUUCUCGAAAGAUGUAAGGAUUGAUAAAAGUAUUCAGAAUUAUUUAUUUUUAUUGCACGAUAAACAGUGGGGAAGGUUCAAAGGGUUAUUUGAGUAAUUUCAAGUAGUGCUGUGGUAGCAUCUGAACCUUACCAUUGCCGUGGUCCUCCCAGUUUCUGAGUCAAUUAAGAGCGUUGGAUUCCAGGUUGGUAAGUCACCGGUUUCACUUCACUUAAAUAUAGAAACCAGAUUGGAAUGAGAGGCUCGAGGCUGACACACAUGUGCGAAAAAAUAAUAGUAAAUGUUCACGACAUUCGAAACCCAAGAAUGAAGAUUACACACUCACAAUUUUCCUCGAAAUCACGGCUGCUUGACUCUGGUUUUCGGCGGUGGCAUCAUGAUGCAAGUUGGUUCAAGGGUGCACCUAAUCAGAUGCAAUGUUAUAGUAAAAUAUUAUGUUAAUAUUAACUGUCUCUAAAGACUAAUAACGAAACUGAUAUGAUUUGUUAUGGCAAGGCGGACCGUACGUUUAUUAUUUCCAGGCGAUGCAAUAACUUUAAUUAACGUGACGAUCUCUUUGAAGGCUAUAGAAACACUGCGUUCUGUUAUGAUAAUUUUAGGAGUGCAGAGUAGAAAAAUAACACCCGCCUGCUUUCUUUUUCAGAACAUGAAGUCAUACGAGGAUCUUAAGAACGAAGUGACGCGACUUUGAAGAAGGUAAAAGGUCACAUCGUCCAGGCGACGAGGACAGGGUCUUAAGGAACUGACUGCUCGUGAAGCGGGUGAAAGACAAGGAGGCCCUCCAUCUUGGAUGGCAUGCACGCGCUUAGUUUCAAGCUAGCAUUGUUUUAAGACGCACUUUUAUUAUUUGCACGCUAUUUUAUAAUACAAGUACUGUUUUCGAAGACACCUUGAGUGCACAAGUAUAUCAGUGUUUUUUACAAGAAUUGAAGAAAAUGCAGUGUGCCUUUAAUUAAAAUAUUGCAGAGUCGUUUGCAGACCUACGCCAAAAUGCAGUACGAUUUAUGCAGAUUGACAUUCGGUAUUUUAUUUAUUUAUGUCAACCGAAAUAAAUUUGCACGUUGCCCCAUGCAUUGUUUGUUACUGCAAAUAAAAUGCAUCGCUGAGCAAGU